Molecule: messenger RNA, 1410 nt
Organism: Diospyros lotus (date-plum)
Lineage: Eukaryota; Viridiplantae; Streptophyta; Magnoliopsida; Ericales; Ebenaceae
Product: COP9 signalosome complex subunit 7-like
Exons: 9
Coding region: 209-952 (247 amino acids)
Cellular component (GO): COP9 signalosome
Source: RefSeq, a predicted model, not a curated record
GGCCAAGAGGGAAGAGCAAGGCCCCCCCCCCGAGAGCGCUUCUAGCAAUGUAACUAUUUUAAGCCAUAAAAAGUAGUACCCUCGCCUGAGUUUUCGACUGAAUUACUCAAUCCAAAUACCCUAGAUUUCUUUUUUCGAAAUUAACGUUCCUUAGCCUCUGUGCCUAGAUUCAUCGUUCGAUUUCUGGGUGGGUUGGUGAAUUCAAGAGAUGGACAUCGAACAAAAACAGGCAGAGCACAUCGAUUACUUCGUCAGAAUAGCCUCAACCCACAAGGGCGCAUCCUUGGCGAACCUCGUCGUUGAGGCCACUUCGCACCCUUCUCUGUUCGCCUUCUCCGAGAUACUCGCCGUUCCUAACGUUCUCGAGCUUCAAGGAACUGAGAACUCUAUUUAUCUUGAUCUGCUUCGUUUGUUUGCCCAUGGCACGUGGACUGACUACAAAAGUAAUGCUGGUUGUUUUCCCCAGUUGAUUCCAGAUCAAAUCCUCAAGCUAAAGCAACUUACUGUGCUUACACUAGCUGAGACAGCCAAGGUUUUGCCCUAUGAUGUACUGAUGCAGGAGUUGGAUGUAGCAAACGUACGUGAACUGGAAGAUUUUCUUAUUAAUGAGUGUAUGUACGUGGGCAUAGUUAGAGGAAAGCUAGAUCAGUUGCGGAGAUGCUUCGAGGUUCAAUUUGCAGCAGGCAGGGAUCUGAGGCCUGGCCAACUGGGGAAUAUGAUACAAACAUUAACAAGCUGGUUGACUACAUCAGAGAAUCUUCUUAUCUCGAUUCAAGAGAAGAUAAAAUGGGCAGAUACCAUGAGUGAGUUGGACAAGAAGCAUAGGAAGGAAGUUGAAGAGAAAGUAGAAGAAGUAAAGAAGUCCAUCUCCCUCAAGAAGUUACACACUGUAAGCAGGCCGAUAUUGACUUCCGAGGACAUGAGGAAAUCUACUCUGAACCUGGUGGAGUGAUGGACUAUGAGGAAGACCGAAGCCGACCCAAGAGGAGGCGGCAUCCAAUAUGAUGAUGAGAGAGAAUUGGACCUACAGGAUUGGUUUUUUGCCUGCCAACCCUCGUUUUGCUCAUGAAAUUGCAACAUCACAUGAUUGCUGGCUCUGGCGGCUGUCAUCUCGGAAAAUGAGCAUUUCUCUCAACCCUAGACCAAACUAAAAUGAUAGUUAAUUUGUAUUGGAACACCAUUAUGGUUAUUCAUAUUGAGUCAGUCAGAUUGAAUCCGGUAGUGCAGCUUAGAAAGUUGAGGAGCUAAUAUGGGGAAGCAAUAUUUUCUGCUUGUGUGCUUCAUUGCAUUGCAUGUAACUAACCAUAUUUUCAGCUAGUGUUGCGUUCCAUGUAACCUUACCUUCCAAGGUUGGAAACGCAUAAUACCGUUACUUCACAGGAAAAGGAGGAUAGCUGUUUUGUUACAGUA